UAAAACAACACAAUUAAAGAAAAAGAAUCCUCUCGACAAGUUCGAAAAAGUUCCAAAUAUGAGAAACAAGAACGGUAAAAGAGUCAGAGUCGAGCCAUCGGGGAGGGCAGCGGAGUCGGUGGUUGCUAAGCAUAGGUUUGGAAGAAGAUCGCCAUCGAGCAGCACAUCAUCACUGGCUAGCUCGUGCCUAUCGACGAUGGAGGAAAUGAAGGAGGAGGUUGCAUCGUCGUGGAUUGAGGAACCGCCGGUGAUGGUGGUGACGGGAUGUCGAAGAUGUUUUAUGUAUGUUUUGGUCUCACAAGCAAGGCUGUGUUGCCCUAAGUGCAAAUGCAAUGAUUUGAUCCUGUUUUAGAGAAUUUGUGUUAAGUUAUGAUUUUGAUUUGGACUUUUAAGUAUUGGAAAUUUCUCUAUGCAUGGUGAAUAUUUAAAGAUAUAUAUAUAAAUCAAAUUAAGUACCACUGCUU
Raphanus sativus (radish) is the source of this 464-nucleotide messenger RNA. Its product is annotated as protein GL2-INTERACTING REPRESSOR 2. The transcript has a single exon. The record is from RefSeq and is a predicted model, not a curated record. Lineage: Eukaryota; Viridiplantae; Streptophyta; Magnoliopsida; Brassicales; Brassicaceae. The coding region runs from base 59 to 352 and encodes 97 amino acids.